Molecule: messenger RNA, 12236 nt
Organism: Xiphophorus couchianus (Monterrey platyfish)
Lineage: Eukaryota; Metazoa; Chordata; Actinopteri; Cyprinodontiformes; Poeciliidae
Gene: cnnm4a
Product: metal transporter CNNM4
Exons: 8
Coding region: 941-3799 (952 amino acids)
Biological process (GO): magnesium ion transport; magnesium ion homeostasis
Cellular component (GO): plasma membrane
Molecular function (GO): sodium ion transmembrane transporter activity; magnesium ion transmembrane transporter activity
Source: RefSeq, a predicted model, not a curated record
UAGCCACCAGCACCUCCCGACCUCACUAGGGACAAGGGUGUAUAGAAAAUGGAUGGAUGAAAUCCGCUUAUAUGUCAUAUAAACACAUUUCUAUGACUUAAGUCAUAUACAAUUCAGAACUAUUAACCCUCAGUUGUCUCGCUCUUUCAACUUAUGUCGAGCUCUGAUAUCUAAUAAUUGCUGCGUCCACCAGGUGGCGCUUCAAGUCAAUAUAAGGGAUUGUUGGAUGUACUGUAUUACGUAAUAGCUGAUCAGUUAAUAUUAGGAUUUAACUAACAAUAAAAACAAUACAACUAGCAACUAUCAAAACGGCUCUGAGGGCGUAUUAACAUAGAGACGAAUGAUUUUUAAAUUUUAAAUAAAUUACAGAUUUGCUGGGUUUUUUUUAUUUUUUACUUUGUUAUAAAAUAAAAUCCGCAUUGUUCCAGAGAGACAGCCUGGUUAUGUAACAGAAUCAUAAUUAAUAGUGUAAGCACACGAGGGACUCCUGCUGUGGAGGGGUGUGUGUGUCUGCGGUGGUUAUGUCGGUGCUUCCAGCAUCCCGGACCGGGCUCGGUGCCAGGGGGAUGCGGGAUGAUGCUGGAGGCGGGAGGAGGGAGGAGGGAGGUUGGUACAGAUGCCCUGUGAGUUUUACAUAACAGCAGCUGGCUCACACGUCAAAUGAGUGACAAACCGCUGGCCGCAGCACAACAGACAGCGUCCCUCCUGCCGCGUGCCGCAGUGCCCGGAGUCCAGCCGAGAGAGGAGAGAGAGCGCGCGCUCCUGACUGUGCGUCACGUGAAGGAUACAGUUGGAAGAGUGGCACGUUUGUUUACCAGCCAUACCUGUCGUCGUCCGGUUGGCACUGUUGCCGUUUGCGUGCGUGCGUGUGUGUGUGUGUGUGUGUGUGUGAAGAGAGAUGGAGGGCCGGAGGGAGGCGGAGCCGCUCGGACAUGAGUAAAUGACGUCAGCUCCCAGGUCUCCGAGCAGAGAAACAAACAUGGCGACAGAAUGGAGCGGGCAGCAGGGUUACGUUCUCACCGUCAUUAUCUGCCUGUGGAGCGCGGUCGGCGGCCGGACAGAGACUGCGGCGGCGGCUGGUUCCGCCCGGGUCAGCGGCGCGAGCCAGGUCCUCGGCAUGCGGCUCGAGCGAAGCGACAAGCCGUCCAGCACCAAUGACGACGGUGUCAUCCAGGUGACCGAGGAGAGCACCGUGCAGCUCCGGUUUUACGGGGUGCAGCUCCACUCGGGUGCCUGGACGCAGAUCCGCUUCACGGAGCUAGCGGACGGCGGCGGAGGAGGAGGCGGGGACGAGGAGGAGGAUGAGCAGGAGGAGGCGGUCGCGGCGGCCAGGGGAGGCAGCGGUAUGAUGGACACGCCGGAUAGGACUUGUGUCGACUUCACGAAGGACAUCAUAGUCGGGAGCUACAUGAACGUGAGCAACCGGGGGACCUCUGGGGUGCUCAGCGUGCAAGUUAAGCCGCUGCGCAAAAGCGAGCCGCAGAAGGAGUACGCUUUGUGCACGCUGAGCGAGGAUGGCACCAGGUGGGUUCUGCUGGGGGAGAGUGACGGCAGGGUGCUGGUGGUGGAGGAGAAGAAGUCGCUGCUGCCCAUGUGGCUGCAGGUCAUCCUCAUCUGCUGCCUGCUGGUGCUGUCCGGGAUGUUCAGCGGCUUGAACCUCGGCCUCAUGGCGCUGGACCCCAUGGAGCUGCGUAUCGUCCAGAGCUGCGGCACCGACAAGGAGAAGAAGUACGCCCGGAAGAUCGAGCCCAUCCGGAGCAAGGGGAACUACCUGCUGUGUUCCCUCCUGCUGGGCAACGUGCUGGUGAACACCACCCUCACCAUCCUGCUGGAUGACCUGAUCGGCUCCGGCCUGGGUGCGGUGGUGGCCUCCACCAUUGGCAUCGUCAUCUUCGGGGAGAUCGUCCCCCAGGCGCUGUGCUCUCGCCACGGGCUGGCCGUGGGAGCCAACACCAUCAUGGUCACCAAGUUCUUCAUGCUCCUCACAUUCCCGCUCUCCUUCCCGGUCAGCAAGCUGCUGGACUACCUGCUGGGCCAGGAGAUCGGCACAGUGUACAACCGAGAGAAGCUGGUGGGGAUGCUGAAGGUGACGGAGCCCUACAACGACCUGGACAAGGAGGAGCUGAACAUGAUCCAGGGAGCACUGGAGCUCCGGACCAAAACGGUGGAGGACGUGAUGACGCCCCUGGCGAACUGCUUCAUGAUCCAGGCGGACGCCGUGCUGGACUUCAACACCAUGUCGGAGAUCAUGGAGAGCGGCUACACGCGCAUCCCGGUGUACGACGAGGAGAGGUCCAACAUCGUGGACAUCCUGUACGUCAAGGACCUGGCGUUCGUGGAUCCGGACGACUGCUCCAACCUGAAGACCAUCACCAAGUUCUACAACCACCCGGUGCACUUCGUGUUUCACGACACGAAGCUGGACGCCAUGCUGGAGGAGUUUAAGAAAGGUAAAUCCCACCUGGCCAUCGUCCAGAAGGUGAACAACGAGGGCGAGGGCGACCCGUUCUACGAGGUUCUGGGUCUGGUCACCCUGGAGGACGUCAUCGAGGAGAUCAUCAAGUCUGAGAUCCUGGACGAGUCCGACCUCUACACUGACAACAGGAACAAGAAGAAGGUGGAUCCUCACAAGAACAAGCCGGACUUCUCCGCCUUCAAGCAGGACGGCGACAGCAAAGUGAAGAUCACUCCCCAGCUCAUGCUGGCUGCUCAUCGUUUCUUAGCCACAGAGGUGAACUUGUUCAGCCCGUUCCAGAUCACAGAGCGGGUCCUGCUGAGGAUCCUCAGGCACCCAGAAGUCAUCCAGGAGCUCAAGUUCAACGAAAACGACAAACGGUCGCCUCUGCACUUCCUCUACCAGAAGGGAAAACCUGUUGACUACUUUGUACUCAUCCUGCAGGGACGGGUGGAGGUGGAAGCUGGAAACGAGAACAUGAAGUUCGAAUCCGGCCCGUUCUCUUACUAUGGAGUCAUGGCUCUGAGCACGCCAUCGCUGGCUGUCACCCCUCCUCUCUCCCCAUCAGUGGCGUCCCCCCCUCCACGACGCCUCUCUCUUAAGAGGUUUUCUGUGUUCUCUCGUUUCCCAGAGUUUCGUUCUCCGUCGCAUGCGGGCCACCUGAACCGCUCAGCCUCUCUGAGCUGCACCGAGCGCGCUCAAGAGGGCGGCUCCAUCGGCGGAAGCAACACUCAGAUCCCAGGAACCCCUUUCCAAUACAUCCCAGACUUCAGCGUUCGAGCUCUGGCCGAUCUUCAGUAUGUCAAGGUCACCCGCGCUCACUACCAGAAUGCUUUGCUGGCAUCCCGCUUGGACAGCACACCUCAAUCUCCGGAGGGCAGCCACGCCCGCCUGGACAUCUCCAUCUCUCUGCCGCCCCUGACGCCCCCGGAAACCAAAACGCCGCUGGCGCUGGCCACGCCUCCCGUGAAACACCCGCCGUACAACACUCAGCCUGCCUCCCAGAGCGCUCGCGCCACCUUCACCAUAGGCUCCGCCGGCCGCCGGCCCAGCCAAGUGUUGCCCCAGGCCACGCCCCCUCCCAGUAACCACACCCCACUCUCCCAAACCACUCCCUCUUGUGUGAGUACGGUGCCAUGUGCUCUGAAUCCUGCGGUGAGCUCGUCGCUUUCCUCCAAACCGCAGUACCCGCCACCCUCCGACGGCCUGGACAACGGGCCCGGAGAGACCACCACUCUGCUCAGUGAGCAGCCAAACUGCGUGGGCCCCCGCCGGCCCAGUUACACCCAGCCCUCCCAGCAUAUUCACACCAUAAGUCACGCACACACUGAAAGCACCAUUUAACUCCGGUCCUCUUAGAAAGCCGUCGGUUCAACCUCCUUGCACUACUUCCUUCUCCUGUUGGCCGUUUCGGUUCUAAGCAACAUUGUUUCUAUGGGAACUAACAAAGGAUCAGCACAUCUCUACUCUCUGCCAUCUCCUCCUGCAUGUUCCUAUCCCAACACUGAACCCAUUACAGAGUGGGAACCAGAGGAUGGACCAGUCCAAUCAAAAAUAAAAAAUCUACCUUUGCAUUUAGUUUCAUCUGCACAGGUGACGGCAUGUCUGCCUCUGCCUGGGUACGGUGGAGGUAACUGGAAGAGAGAGUGUACACUGCCCCCCUGUGGUGGCGUGUUAGAUUGCUUUUCUUACAUACAAUCAUAAAUCAUGCAUCCAGUUGUUUAGUUUGAGCCCAGUAGCUUUCUACAAGUAGACACAAAAACCCAGCACCAUCAACCAGAGUUUUAAGGUGAUAGAGAUGCUUUUAACAAACAGCUUAUGAAUCAAAAACUGCAGGGCUGCCUCCUGUGUGGGUUUGUUUUUAUCCACUAGGGGGCAGAUUAUGACUUCAUGAAAUGAGAUCCAAAAUGCCUGUUAUAAAGUAGAUAUUUAUAUAUAAUUUAAAUUAUUUCAAUAAUGUUUUAAUAAUUUGUUAAAUAAAUGAUUAAAUGUGAAAUAACUGAUUAAAAAUGUAUUUAAAGAGGCAGUAUUAUCAUUUUAUAGCAUAAUCAGGUAACUAUGUAACUAACUUCAGUUUGAAAAAUGCUCUUUAUAUCAAAAUAUGAUUUAAAAGAAAUUUGACUUUGUUUCUUUAAAAAACUAAUGAUUUUUCUGUAACUCCACCUUCAGGAAGUCAUCACAACAUGGCUCCUCUAUUAACCCUUUAACUGGAAGAAAUGUAGUUAAUUGUUCUGUAGUCCCUGGUUUUGCAGAACAUCAUUAAUUUAUCAUUAUUUAUUAUAUCAGGAAGCAGAGCUAACCUUGCUAUAAAUGAGCCUUAUUGGGAUGUGGCUGAGCUGGUGUAAAGGUUAGCCAAUCAAAUGUUAGGACCUAUUUAAAGAGCCACAGUGGUGUUAAAGAAGUAAACACUAAAUAUUUAUGUUAUUUUAACACUUAAUAAAUGAAAGUUUUAUUUAAUUGUUACUAUAUAAUUGCAGUUUCCUGGCCAACUUUAAUCUUUGAAAAACCUGAUCUGCCAAUUCCAAUUUUUUGGGCAAUACCUUUUUCUUUUUUUUUGUUAUUGUCUGAAAACCUGUUAAGUAUAUUUAAAUAUUGGCCGAUCGUCGAUCUCCCAAAAUUAAGGAAUUUGACGCAUUUCUAAGUUCAACAUUUAAUUGCAUUUUUUAGAUAAAUUGCUCACACAUUAAUGUAGCUAUAGAUUACUGUUUAUGUUAAAUGAUAACAUAUAGAAAUGUUAUAGAACAAAUAAACUAUUUGAUUUCAAUUAUUUAGAUUUUUUCCUAAUGAGAUUCAACAGGGUUUAAAAUAAUCCAAGUUACCUCCACUGUAGUUUGGCCACAUACACACACACACAAAUAUAUAUAUAUAUAUCUAUAUAUAUAUAUGUAUGUAUAUAUAUGUAUAUAUAUAUAUAUAUAUAUAUAUAUAUAUAUAUUUAUUUAUUUAUUUAUUUAUUCAAUACCCAUUGUUCUUUUUUUUGGUAAUCAUUGCAGACUGACCUUUAACCUAUCCACUGGGAGAACUCAUGACUGCCGUGUCCCUGCCGGAGACGUUUCCAGUUAGUUGCAUUUAUUUAUUUCAUUGACAUUUUUUUUCCCCCCUUUGGUCCAAAGAUCGAAGCUUCCAAAGUUUAAGGCGUCAACGAUGGCGGUUUCAUUUACAAUAUGCAUGAUUUCAGGUUGGUCUCUUGCUCGUCUGUUCAUCUCAAUUUUCUGGUUUGAAUCUGGUCUUAAGAUUGCGUGAAGGAGUUGCAAAAACCAAUGCCUGUGUCAAUUCAGCUACCAGCAAAGUGACCAGAUUCACUGUAGCUGACAGCUCCUGCAGCAGGAAGUGAGAUCUAAAGCAGCACACCACCCAGGCUGCAUGUUUUAACCCAGAGAAAGUCAGACAGACGCCUGAGGAGCAUGCACACUGUUGGUUUUAUUACUUCUGUGUAAGUAUUCAGAAAAACUAAGACAUUCAGUGUGAAGCGUUUAACUUGAAAAUAACUAUUCUGAGUAGGGUUAGAGUAUGUGUAUUCUAACAUAUACAAAAAAUUAGAAUUUUACAUACAAUAAUGUAACUUUGAAAUCUAUAUUCAACAGUAAAGAUUAUUAUUAAGUUCUGUCUUAGUAGAAGUAUGUGUACAAUGCCGGCCACAUUCAUUUGCCACCCCUGGUAAAAAUGUGGUAAAAAAAAGAAACAAUAUUCUCGGAAAAAAUAUCAAAAGAUAAACAGCCUUUUAUUGGAAAAAGUGACUGUUGUUUUCCAGUAAAGCUCCAGGUGGGGCCUUUCUGGGAACUCCAACUUCCUCAUAGACACGAAAACAAAACAGAAAAAAAACCUCCAGCAAGUCAGUCUAAAAUGUCCUUUAGGUUUAUGAUUCUUUACCCCUGCAAUAUACUGGUAGCCAGUAGAGGGCGUACCUAGCAUGUUUACUUCUGGAUCUCCAUCCUGUUUGGACUAUGCUGCAGCAGAAUACAGAAUAUGAUCAAUUAAAUGCUAGCUUAAUAUGUUUGAAGAUAAAUAUUUAGUUUGUAACAAAAUAUCUGGCUUGCUAAUUAAAUAUUCAGUUUAGUCAGAAACGGUCACAUUCCUAAAUAAUUGAACAACAUUAUGAAAAUAUGACUUUGAAAAAUUAACACUCUUUUUUUUAAUUAUUUAAUAGACUUUAUUUAUUGUUAAUUUCUGACUGUGUAACUUUCCAAACGGCACCCCAUAGCACACUGCUGCCAUAAAUAAUCAUGUUAUUUGAAGGAUUUGUAUUUAUCUUCAACCUGCUGUAAAUGUGGUCGGUACUGUACCUACCUGGAAAUGUGGAAAAUCUGUACAAGUCUCCCCAGAACUAUUAGACUUCUUUCUUCAAACAGGAAGUCAUGACGAGCGGUCCCUGCCUGGGACCUGCAGAGUGCAAUAAAAAGUCAAAGUAGAUUAUGUUAAAGGGGUUGAAACCUGCAGGAACAGUGGUGUGGUGCCACAUCAAUGAUUUCCUUUCAGAGAGUUGUAUGCAAGUAUUCAUUUGUGUGAUGUUAUGUUUCUUCAUUCAUUUAACUUUGUUUUUUUUUUUUACAUAUAUUUGAAAGUGGUUUUAUUGUUUUGCUUUCUAACCGAGGGACGGCUUAUUUUACGUCUUCCACCGGAGAUCCCUCACUGUGAAUGGUUUGGUGGAGCUUUGGUUCCCUCUCAGAGAGGCGGCCCAACCUGACCCGGCCUGUUGCAUCUCGUCGUGUUUUAAAUGAUCUGCUGGGAUAGUCGCGGUUACAGAUUACACUCGGCUUCUGUCUUUAUUUAUUUCCACCGAGUUAGCUUAGGUUGCGGCUGUUUAAUGAUCAACAGCUCACCUGAAGACCAAAUAAGGAAGGAACUGGCCCUGCUCCCAGUUUAAUGUGCGUUCAUAACACAGCCGGCUGCUCUGCAGAAACUACGUGAUUCAAACCUGACCAAACUUUUGCCAGAAUAAGCUGAGCGUGGUUGGUGUCCAACAAAAAGCUCCUUACCAAAUAAACAGGGUUUUUUUUGUAACAGUGUGGCAUUUUGGGACCUACCCCUUUCCUCAGUGAGAGUUAAUGUGAAGGGCUUUACUGUCAUAAAGCUGUUGCAGUAGCUCGUUUAAAAAGAUCGGAGUCUUUUCUGUUGCAGCGUACAGUUAUUCCCUAAAUAACGGAUGUUUUGUCAUUCAUUUUUAUGCAUUUGUGAAAUCAAAUAAUUUAUUCCCUUGGUUUUUUGUGGUUCACAUUGUGAAAAUAGCUUUAAUUUGAUCUUCUGGUGUGUUCCGUUUCUACUCAGUAGUUGUCGUUUCUGAGUUUUAAGCAGUAAAAACAAAAGCAACUGGAGCGCCUGAAAUCAGAGCUUUGUUUUAAGUCAAUGUAAAAUUUUCAGCAUGGCUGCGAUGCUUAGAAAACUAUUUUUUAAAAGUGUAAGUUGUUUAUUUGCAUGUCUCAAGGUCUGCACAAUCUUUAACGCUGUAAUACACAUGUAGCGCGAGCAAGUGGCAAUAACGUUGGCAACUUAAAAUAAGAAAGAUCGUUGACGUCCACACUGCGGUUUGGUAGGUGGCAGUAAAAGCACCAACCGCCAAUAAAAAAAACUAAAUAGUAGGAAGAAAAAGAAGAAGCGCCCUCGCUCUUACAAGGUAACCAAACAAGAUAAAACAGAUGAGCUAAAAACAAUGCCUGGUUGCUUUUUAACCAGUCAAACAUUUCUUAUUGGAGCCACAAGCUAAUGGUGCGUUGCAUUGAAAGUCUGAAGUAGGAUUUUUGCAUCACACUCAACAGUUUUCCAGUUGCAGGUUGGAAAAUUAGGGAGAUUUGCUAACUGUAACUUUGCUAAGCGAUCUGCAGUUACCAAUACAACCAGAACAUUUUUUCCAAAUGUACUGGAUCACUGGCAUACAUUAAACUGUACCAUCUGUGCAACUGAUUAAAUGAGACCUAAGUGCUAAUAAAGAGGUUUUAGUGACGGCUGUCAUUGUAUUUUAUGUGAUUGGCAGCCAUAUUGGAUUCUAAGACUGAGUUUGAUUUUCCGAGUCAGAAUUCUGUUACAGUGCAUUUUUCUGGCUUGCAACUCAGAAACUCUGACUUCCGAGUACAUAUUGAAUGCACCACAAAUCUCCUACACUUCAACUUAAGUCUAGGACGUUUUGGUUCCAUCCAGGAUCUUAUCAAACGACAAUCUGUUCUUGCUUCUUGGCAGAACUGGAUCUCCAGAUCAGGAAUUCUGAAUUAGUUUGAAUAAAUGUGAACAGUCAAAGGAAACCCAGCAAAUAACUGGCACCAGGUAAAAUCAGUACUUGAAAAGGGAUUAACAGAACAGAACAAAUAGAGCAGGAGUUUUACAGAAAAAUGUAUUGUUUAAUGCUUGAAAGAGGUUUGAUAUGUGAACAUGUAUGUGUAGUAAAAGAAUCUAAAGGUGCAGAGGCCAGUGGGGAAGUUGGGAUGGAAACACUAGUAAAUCCGUUGUAAUGUGGACGCACUGUUAAAGCCUUGUUUCCACACAACCUUUAGGAUUUUGAUUGAUCUCAUAUGCUGUUAAAAUGUCCACCUUCUGUUCGCCUUGGUCUCCAAAUCACUUUGACUACACUAUAUGUUUAUGAAGCAAGUUUUUCAUUUUCCUUUUUUUUAACCACAAGAUUGCCUAACUACUGAGUUCCCAAAUUGAAUAAAAUGGGUUUUAUAAUAAUUCUUCACAAACUGAAAAACAAGUGGGCAAGAAUUUCUGUCUUGCACUUUUGGUUCAGUUCUGGAAAAAUGGCCCAUUUGUGUGGAAACAAGCCGGACCGCUGGCUGGACCCAGACCUGCGUCCACCUCACAGCAAGCAGCGAGACGCUGACCUGAACAUCAGGUCAUGCUAAGCUAGCGCAGUGGCUAACUGGAGUUCAAAAGACAACCCAUUCUCAAGUUCAUCCAACACAGUAGCAGCCAUCCCGUUAGAAGCUCCGCCCCCUGGCCUCAGAGAACCUUCCAGAACAUUUCAACAUGUCUGUAAAUGAUGCUUGUUCUGACUGCUUGUUCUGGAGAAUUUAGCUGUGACUGAAACAAAUGAAGCCAUUCAGUCCUCACUGCGUGCAGGUCUGAGUCUGAGUGUGUUUCUGAAGCUGCUGGUGUUUAUUCAAUAGGUUCGGGUCAUUUUACCAGUUUGUACUUUUGGAGUUUUGGUUGUUUUGUACACUGCUUGUUUAGCCAAGAAACGAGCCGUUAGCCAUGGGCUGCAUGGUACCAAACACAAAUAGUCGAUACCUGCCUCGGGGACUCGCUAUGACAACUGAUCAUUUAAAGAUCAUGUCUUUGAUCUACUUUUGUUGUACUUGAAGAAAAUUGAGUUUUGAGACUUCAAAGCACCCUGACAUUGAGUUAGACAGUUAGACUAAAUGUCUAAGUUAGACAGGAUCUAACUUAGAGCUACGUUAGCUUGAAGAAGGGUCAAAAUCGAUCAUACUUCAUAGAAACUAAAUGGUCCAAGAAGAGAUUACGUCCAUAACCAAUGGUAAUAGGAUGGAGUGUAAAGCCUUAAGGGGAAAAAAUACAAUUAAAUAAAAGUCUACAAGAAAUGUAAGAAUUUUUGAUGAUUUAUCUCCAGGAUUCAUCAAAAGUUCUAAACUAACAAAAUUAAACAAGCUUGAUAUGCCAUGAUCAAAUGGGUACAAAGUGGUUAGUUUAUGGAGGGAGUGUCCAAAGUGUGGCCCAGGGGCCAGUCGCCAUCUGCUUAUUUUUGUUUCACACGUAUAAAGCUGUUAAUCGACUGCAAAGGUAAACUAUUUUGUCAAUGACGGAUUUAUUUAAAAAGAGUUUUAAAAAAAACAACUUAUUUGAUAAAAUAGUUUUAUAAGCUAGCACUGAUGUAGAAAGUGUACAGUUUAGAGUUUUGUUGCAUACAUUUAAAAAUGGUUACUAUUUCAAAGCAUUUUUAUGUGAAAGUUCCAGAUGCUGGGUUAGCAGCUAGACAAAUUGGUAUCCUGUUCCAAGACCUUAUAGGCUCAAGGUUUACUGUGGCUGUCGUAAUAAAACAAAAAUCUGGUCAUUUUCUUCAUAUAAAGUUCUUGCUUCUUAAAGGAAAAGUUCCCCAAAAACCCUGCUGACCUUGGCAGGUUUUACUGGUCGGAUCAGGAAGUGCUUCCUCGUCCAACACAGAUUCAAACGCAGGUUAGAAAAAAUCCCAUCAGAAUUUUUUUUUAGCAUUUUGAAUACUGUUUAGGUAAUGCAGAGCAGUUUUACCUGCAGACAACGGCCUUGAAGAUGGAAGAAAUUGCUUCCACAGAAUCUUCAUUAUAGCAAGUAGUCUGUGUUGUUGCUACUAAGGCAGAUGUAUCUCUUUUCAUUUUACCAUGUAACCUUUAAAGACUUUAUGUGCUCCGGUUGAAACAUAGACCAAGAUUGUUUAAUUAGGGUAAAGAAACUCGGUCAACAUUGAGGAGUAUUUAAAGAUGGCGUCAGAAGACGCUUCCCAGCACUAAAGCAUCAUGAAGCUAGCUAGCUCUGAUACCACACAUCACAAGUAAUACAGAACUAAUACCCCAUCACACCACGGUGUAUAGACCACACACCUAGCAUGAAAGGAAACACUAGCUACGUUUCCAUUAACUGUAUAAUUUACCAAUUUCGGGGGGGGAAAUAUCGCACUUUUCAAAAAAUAGUUUUGGUGCUAGCAUGAGGUGGGUUAUGGCCGCAUCAAAAUCAGUUCAUCUCACAAAACUGCAAUGGAAACACAUUUUUCACAUUGCAAGAGUCACAUGAUCUACAACCGGAUGUUGCCACUGGUGUAAACCACAAAGAAAACGACGGGAAGAAGGUGGAGGAUGAUUGCGUAACAUGUUUCUUAAUGACUUAUUUCAUGAUCAAACUUGUCCAUGUGUGAUUUUAAUUACGUUUCUUAUUUAAAGGAAUCACCGCAUUUUCAAAAGUUUCGACGUUUGCAGAAUAUUGACAAAGUUUUUAAUAGAAACGCAGUUACUAAGACCGCAUGUUAAAUAGGUCUAAUCCUCAACUGAACAAUUUAACCUUUGACCAGCCAGCCAACCUUCAGCCAGGCUUCAUAGGGGCUCCUUUUCGCCUAGCUGUCUCCUAAAGUAAGAAUCCAGCUCUGGGAAAGUUCUCAUAAAAACCACUUGCACGUUCGAUGUCAUGCUAAAAUCACAGUGCCAUCUAGUGGCCUGUCAUAACAGCUACAGCUGACUCGAUGGGUCUUCAUGGGACUUUUUCCCAAUCAACAUCCGAAAAUACUGACAGUUUCCAGGCAACGGUGUCAUGUAAGCAUAGCCUGAAAGUGAAAAACAAAACAAAAAAACACUUUCCAUCUUUAUUCUCCAGCAUCCUCCAGACCGGAAGUUCGAUACCUGCACAAUAAAUGCAACAGAAUUAGCCUUACUUUGUGUUUUGGGUAGACCUGCCUGUUGGUUGGUAGCUCUCAUGUAGCUGUAGGUAGAACUGAUUUCUGGUGAAAGUCACUGGUUGGCUGCAGGAGUACCAGUUUGUGUGCUGGGAAAUGUGAAGACCUCCUUAGUAAAUAUGUAUUUAUUAUAAACAUGAUAUUUAUUUACUUUUUAUUUUUUGUGAUUAUGGAUCUGUGAAACGGGCUUCCAGCUGUGACCACAGCUUUUGAUGGGUUAUUUUGCCCAGAAACACUGUGUUCAGUUCCCUCAGUUAUGUUUGGGUUAUAUUAAUGUAAAUACUAUGUAUAUGAAAAGAUGCUGAGAAACGUAGAAAAAAAAAUAGAUCUAUUUAUUCUGAAAUGAAGUUUUAUUUCCAGUGUUGGAAGACAUUACAUGGCAAUAAACAUUGCACAGAGUUGACCUCAACUAACGAGUUG